GUGGUUGGUGUUGAUCGUCGCUGGCAGUGUGUCUCGUGUAUUCGUGCCGUUAACUACGUCGUAAAAGUUCUGCGCGUUUAAAAAUAAAACUUGGCAAUUAUAAGCGAAAACAUAUAAAUAAACUUUAGUUAAUGUCGGAAAUUGUAUGUUAAUUAAGAACAAAGUUAGCUAAACAUAUGACGGCCAUCGAUGAAGCACCACCACCAUCGGCCGCAGUCCAGGCAUCGGCACCAAGUCAAAUGGCUGUGGCAACCAAUUCAAAUGCCGAUCCCGAGGAUAUUACACUGGACGCCAUACUGAAGCACAUUGGACAGUUUGGUCGCUUUCAGAUGAUCAUCUUUCUGCUGAUCUGUUUGCCAAUGAUGUUUCAUGCGAUGUUCUCCGUGACAUACGUUUUCACGGCUGCCACUGUGAUGCACAGAUGUAACAUUACAGAGUGCGAUAGUCCCAGUAGUCGAUACGACGAGCCCUGGACGGAAUUUAGCAUUCCCAAGAAUGGCAAGGAGAUGGACAAAUGCAACCGCUAUGAAAACAAUAAGCUCCCAAACUGGGAUCAAUCUCAACAGAUUUGCUUAGCUGACAACUACAAUAAGGACAAUAUCAAUCGAUGCUCCGACAAUGAGUUCGUGUUCCGCGAUAAGGAAGUAACCAUUUCCAAUGACUUUGGAAUUUUCUGCGAAGAUGAAUGGAAAUUAUCACUUGUCGGUACCAUAAACAAUCUGGGACAAUUCUUUGGCAUACCGCUGGGAGGCAUUGUGGCAGAUCGUUAUGGUCGCAGUUUUUCGAUUGCCUUGGCCGGCAUUUUGGGCGGCUUGCUGGGCAUUGUGCGCUCCUAUUCACCCAGCUAUGUUUGGUUCCUGAUCUUUGAGUUCCUCGACAACGUGACCAGCGGCACGCUGUACUCCACCUGUUUUGUCAUUGGCAUUGAGCUCGUGGGUCCGAAGCGACGAGUGCUCGCCUGCAGCGUGAUAACAAUCUUCUAUGCCAUCGGCGAAGUGGCUCUGGCCAUGUUUGCCAAGGCCUUCGAGGACUGGCGCCAUGUGCUGAGGAUUACCUACGGGCCGGCGAUGAUUCUGCUGGCCUAUUUCUGGAUUCUGCCCGAGAGCGUGCGUUGGCUGCUCAGCGUUGGCAAGGAGGAGCGAGCCAAGGCGAUUCUGCGCAGGGCGGCCAGGGUGAAUCAGCGCAGGCUGUCGGAGAGUGUACUGGACAAGCUGGUGAUUGCCAAUCGGAAUAAGCUGGAGCAAUCCGAAGAGGGUAAAUUUCCCAUUCGCGAGGCGUUCACCAACUUCAAAUGGCGCAUCGCCAACUGCUCCUUCUGCUGGAUUGUCCAUGUGCUCGUGUACUAUGGACUCAGUUUGAAUGUGGUGCUGCUGGAUGGCGAUAAGUACAACAAUUUUGCCUAUAUUGCACUCGUCGAGAUUCCGGGCUUCUUUUUGCCUCUGCUGAUCAUGGAUCGGUUUGGCAGACGCUACUCGCUGUGUGGCCUGAUGCUGUUCAGUGGUCUGUGCUGCAUUGGCACCAUUUUUGCGGGGGGCGAUCAGCAGGUGCUGCAACUGGUUCUGUUCCUGGUGGGCAAGCUGACCAUCACGGCCAGUUUCCAAGUGCUCUAUUUCUUUGCAUCCGAAAUCUUUCCCACCAACCUUAGAAACAGCCUGCUUAGCUUCUGUUCCAUGAUGGGCAGAUUUGGUUCAAUGCUGGCGCCGCAGACGCCGUUCUUGGCCAAGUAUUAUCCCAGUGCGCCCGCCAUUCUGUUUGCCUGUGGUGCCAUCCUUAGCGGCUGUCUAACGCUCUACUUCCCCGAGACCACCAAUCUUGUACUGCCAACCACGGUGAAGGAAGCGGACGCCAUUGGGGUCAAGAAGAAACCUCCAAAGGAUCUGGAGCUCAACCUUCCCGCUAAGUAGCAUCUAAAUAAUCAGUAAGCAACAUUAACUCAACAAUUAAAGCACACGACAGUUCAAAGACA
This is a messenger RNA of Drosophila grimshawi, 1966 nucleotides long. It is a transcript of the gene SLC22A, whose product is annotated as organic cation transporter protein. Gene Ontology annotation, biological process: transmembrane transport. The transcript is spliced from 5 exons. Gene Ontology annotation, cellular component: membrane. Gene Ontology annotation, molecular function: transmembrane transporter activity. Bases 177 to 1904 code for a protein of 575 amino acids. NCBI's taxonomy places the organism in Eukaryota, Metazoa, Arthropoda, Insecta, Diptera, Drosophilidae. The record is from RefSeq and is a predicted model, not a curated record.